This is a messenger RNA of Paramecium pentaurelia, 702 nucleotides long. Lineage: Eukaryota; Ciliophora; Oligohymenophorea; Peniculida; Parameciidae. The record is from the annotation of a GenBank genome assembly.
AUGCAAUCCUCCAUAAAAAAUAAUCCCAUCUCAGGGAAUACUGUUUGUUAAAUUCAGAAUAGAGGUAUAAGAACUUUCACUGCACAUGAUCAUAUUAAAAGUUCAUGUAUUGUUAAGAGUACUCCUUUGAAUAAAACUCCUAACAGACACAAAAUCCCAGAUCAUACAAAUGAGCAUUUCUAUCAUUAAGACAAUUCAUUUUCUCAAAGAAAUUUAAGAAAGAGUUUAAGUACAUUUAAACCAAAGGAAAAUAUGAAGGAUCCAUUAAGUAGAAAGAUUUCAGAAAUAUAUGGAUAAGAAAUAAAAGUUAGUCGUUCACCAAUAAAAUAAUAAUAACAAUAAGAGACAAUAUCUCCUUAGAAAAGAAGAAUAAUGGAUAAUAGGAGUUCAUAUGUUGAUUAAAAUGACAUUUAUGAAGUUAAUCUCAAUUAUAAUAAAGAAAAAUCACUACCAUCAGAUGUUAAUUGGUUUUAUGUUGAUACAAUUAAACAUAGAUAUGAUUAUAAAAUAGAGUAACCAAAUCCUAAUCGUACUUCUUAGAAAGAUUAAAGAAGUGUUUUAGAUGUAUAUAAUAAUAACAUACCAAAAAAUAAUUAUUAUUAAAAAUAGAAUGAAAAGCUCUCUAAAAAAUAAGAAGUUGCACUCUAAUAUACAUAUUUAAGAGCAGUUAAAAGAUCAGAAUUGGUUAUGAAAAAAAAAUGA